AGAGUGAGCUGUUGACUGUCAGACUCAGACAGGGUCCGGUCGCUUCUAUUGUACUACACUACACUUGUCCCGUCCGUGCAGCGUUUGAGGUUAGGUCCGUUGUGCUUCAGGACUUGCUAGUGUGUUACCUUUGUGAUAGUUUUGAGGCCACGUUGUGACGUGGACAGUGCUACCGUCCAGUACUCGUGUGUCCGGAGUACUUUUGUGUUCAAGACUAAUUAGUGAUUUCCUCUGUGCUUGAAGAUCGCUUUCUUCCGUUGGACCAGCUCUAAUCCUCCGGAGUUCGACGGUGUCCUUCUUACUUGGACCGGAAAUCAACAGUUUCUCCGGCAAUUCAAAUAAGGACCAAAAACUAAUAAAUAUUCAAUACCGGGUGGAAAAAUAUGGUGACAUAAAUAACGUUAAAGCCGAACACUGAGCGAAGUGUAUGUUAAUCCGACAUUGUGCCGCAGGCCCCAGGAUAAUAGAGAUCGGACAAGGGGGGGAAGUGUUGUGGGACGGAGUAUUCGAAAAUUAUACCGUAGUGAUAAUGACGGUCCAGCGGCCCAUCUCGGGUUCGGAGGAUGAAGACAUUAACCGUGGAGAAGAGUGGGGGUACAAGAUGGAGUUCGGAAACAAUGUGGUCCGAUUGUUGGCGCAACAAUGAAAUAAUCCGGCUAAUUCCCGAGCAUUGUAGUCGUAGACCAAUCGGCAUCUGUUUAAUUGUCGGACAGAAUCUUUCAUUGUGGUCUGGAAUGUUCAUGGUGAACUCGUUGUUGUAGGCAAUUGUGUUGUUUUGUGACAGUGAAUUGUUCAAAAUGCCCGAGAAGGAAGUGUAUAAUAUGGCUCCUCCCCCGACAGGUCUGCCGUUCCAGUUUCCUUCGGCGUUCGCCGCCUUCCAUGCACCGCUCCCGGUGGACCAGAGGACCCACGAAGGGAGGUACCUGUGGGAUCCGACCUCCGGGAGAGUCCUCCACCCGGGAGGCGCAGGAACGGCCUUUCAUCCUCCCGCCCAUGGGUUAUCAGCAGCCUCAGGGGAGCUUUCGUCGCUGCUGUCCCGGAGGGGGGUGUUGCCCCCACCUCCCCACCACCAGGACUACCACCCUGCCUAUAGACUGAACCCUUACAUGGAACUCUACUCCUCCCUGCAACACGCUAGCCCUCCUUCUUCCAUUCACGGGUUGGGGCUAUCUGCAGAGUAUCUGACAUCAAGGACGCUACCAGACCUGCAACAGCCACCUUCCACUCUUACCAGCACAGAGUUCCUCCUUGCCUCUGAUGGUGGUCGGCUGGGCAGUCCGCGGGCUGUGAGUGCCCAUCAGUCGCGCAAGCGCGCACUCUCCGCGUCCCCAUACACCGAUUCCAUUGACAUCAGCUCCAUGAUACGCAUCUCACCGAACUCUCUGGUCAGCAUUGUCAAUGGCUCCCGUAGCUCCAGUGCAAGUGGUUCCUAUGGUCACCUCUCCGUCGGAGCAAUCAGUCCCGCCCUCAGCAUGCACCCUGGCAUGGCCCCCCACCUACAGCAACUUCAGGCGCACCUGCUACGCUCAGGCGGACUGCUGCCCCCGCUACACCCCCACCAGCCUGGUCUCUACCACCCCCAUCCGCUGUCAACCUCCGCCGAACUGCUCACAGCCAAGCAAGAGGUCACCAGCCAAUCGUGCAAGAAGCCGGACUGGGUGCGUGCCGAAGCUGACACAAGUGCCGCCUGUGGAGUGCAGCGUAAACCUGCCAAGGUCAAGCGAGAGCUGAAGCAGAACUCCCCAGAGUCUGCUGCAGACCUCAAAGACGAACCUGGGGACUUCAUAGAGACCAACUGCCACUGGAAACAGUGUGGUCUGGAAUUCCCCACUCAAGAUCUGCUAGUCAAGCACAUUAACAAUGACCAUAUCCACGCAAACAAGAAAUCCUUUGUCUGCCGUUGGGAAAAGUGCUCCAGAGAUGAGAAACCUUUCAAGGCUCAAUACAUGUUGGUGGUUCACAUGAGGAGACAUACUGGUGAAAAGCCACACAAGUGUACGUUUGAGGGAUGCCCAAAAGCGUACUCCCGACUAGAGAAUCUCAAGACCCACCUGCGCUCACACACGGGCGAGAAGCCGUACACGUGUGAGUACCCUGGGUGCAGCAAAGCCUUCAGUAACGCCUCGGAUCGUGCUAAGCACCAGAACCGCACUCACUCCAAUGAGAAACCCUACGUCUGCAAGGCACCUGGCUGUACCAAGCGCUACACGGAUCCCAGCUCUCUGCGGAAACAUGUGAAAACUGUGCACGGAGCAGAGUUCUAUGCUAACAAGAAGCACAAGGGUGCCGGGGAGGACGAUGGAGGCAUGGGAGGCACCUCGCCCUCUCGCAGUGAUGACAUGCCCCUCAGUGCCAAGACUGCCUCUGUGUCCAGCCCCAGUAUCAAGUCCGAGGAAACCAACUCACCUGGUCAACAAGGUUCUCCUCUCAGUGUGAUGCCCCACUCCCAGGGCAGUCCGCUGGGCAUGACACAACACGCUGGCUUCUGUGAUGAGCCUGUCAGUGACAGCAACGUCAGCACCUCCACCACCCACCCUGUAGACGACUGGGUCGAUGAGAGUCAGGAUCUAGAUCUGUACGAUCUUCCUGCGGAUCUUCAAGCUGUGGUCAGUCUUGCUCCGCCUCCUCCACUCUCUAGACACAACACUCUCAAGGCCAAGCUGCAAGCCAAGGGAGUUCCCUCUGUUCCCUUACAACCUCUCAUACCUCACCAGCAACAGCCACCAGGACCGAGAAGAGUACUUGGCACGUUGACAGAGCUGAACCGAAGGAUCACCGACCUGAAGAUGGCCGGAUCUACCAACAUAACAGCAGAGGUGAGGCGGGACUCCAACUCUACUGUCAGCACCUACUAUGGCAGCAUGAAGAGUGCAGAUUUAUAUGGCAGUAGGCGUAGCAGUCAGGUCUCUCAGUGUCAGUCCCAGAGGCCGAGCAUGUCAUCUCUGUACGACCCUAUCUCUGUAGGAGGUUCCUCACGACGGUCAUCCAACCUUAGCACCAACCUUGUGCUUCAGCCUCAGAAUGUGACAUGGAGUACAAUACCAGCGGUGCCGGCAUCGCAAGAGAAGGGUGAGAGCAGGCGUAUGUCAGAGCCGUGUCAGGCCACACCGCCGUGCCAGUCUCCACCCCCUCGUCCUCGUAGUGCUCACCCACCCUCUCCCCGCCCCACACUUCAUCCCAAUCAGGAGGUGAACCUGGACCAGAUGGCAGAAGGUGAACUGCUCGAGAACAAGCUGGUGCUGCCUGAUGAUAUGGUCAUCUACCUGAACCACCUCCAGGUUGCUGAAAACAGCAAUCAAUCAGGCACCAGCUUCUUGGACAAUGCCGGUGGUCAGAGCCCAGGAAGGCCUUCAUUCCCUACGGGGCCACCACAGCGGCUGAGCCCCCUGAUCCCCAGCCCUGGCAGCCCCAUGCAGACCUUCCCCUUGGCCUCUAGUCCACUCCACAGUCUGCGGUCUGUCCCGAGCCCCCGCCAGCACUUCACGCAGCACAGGGUCUACCAGCCGCAGUCGCAACCACAGCCACAACAGAUGCCUCCGCAGAGUCCCAGAAUAGCCAUGCAGCCCUGUCCGCAACGCAUGCAGCCCAACAUGAGUCCUGCCAGAGUCCCGCAGCUCAACAGUCCCCACACACCUCAGAUGGGUGGACACCAAGUUGUGAACCACCAGCACAUGCACAUGGGAAACCACCACAUGGGUCACAACCACAACCAGAACAUGAACCAGCAGACGAUGUGCCAGCAGACUCAGAACCAGCGGCUGAGCCACAUGAUGAGUCCCACGUCGUGCUGUACCGGUACCAGCUACAACCAGACAAUGACGAACCUGGAGCAACCGUUGACCUCCCCGGCAGCGGCUGCUACCGCUCCCAUGCAACCCAUCUAUCAACCCCAGUCCCACCAGGCCAGGCACUGCAACUGUAACAGUCAGCACUGCAGCCAGCAUCAGCACCCUCAGCACAUGCAUCAGUGCGGUGGGAUGAUGCCGCCUUGCCACCCACAACAGCAGAUGAUGUCUUGUGGCAACCACCAGGGUUGCGGCAUCCAGAAUACCUGCAUGGCCCAGCAGUCUCAGUGUGGAAUGCAGCAGAACUGCAUGAUGCAACAGCACAACUGUGUGCCACAGCAGUUCUGCAGCCCGCAGCAUCAGAGCGUGUACAACCAUCUCGGCACCGAGAAGGAAGAGAUCCAGUGUGGGGUAGUGAGUCAGUCGUCCAACAACAUGAGGCAAGCCGCUUACCAGAGGACUCUAGAGUACGUGGAACAGUGUCAGUCCUGGGCGGUAUCCAGCUCUACACAUCCACCCUCCACUAACAUGGUCAUUAACGACAUGUCCUCGUCCCUUAAUUCUUUAAUGGAAGAAAACAAGUACUUCCAGAUGAUCCAAUAGUGAUAUAGACACUAUCUGUUUUAUAAUGUACAAAGUGUUUUCAUAUCUAAACAUAAGAUUGUUUAUGAGGUUUUCUGGCCAAAGUGAAAAACAACUUAGUCAAAGGUGCUUACUUAACAUCAUAUUUCAUAGCUACGUUAUUCUGAUAUUCAUAAUAUCAGUUUUAUUCACAAUACUAAACUUACAUAUUGAAUCAGUCACAACUGAAUAAUUAUAUUUAAAAAUAGUGUUAUUUGCUCCAAUAUUUAUGAACACACAUAGUAUAUAUGUGAAACCUGUUAGAUAAAUCAGAUAUUGUGUUUAAUAUACGAAAAAUGCUGUGCAAUUUGAAUUUUUUAUGAAUUUGUAAAUCAUUAAUUCUGUUGAGUUUAUUAUUGUAAUCUAUAUUAUGGUGCAUGAAAUUAUAUUUUUCACCUAGGUUUAUACUAUGUUGACUAUAGUAUAUUACAAUUAAAGUUAAAAUUAAUUGUGUUUGUUUACAGAUUUGUGGUUUGUUUACAUUUUAUUUUGCUUGGUGUACCUUGAAAUGUGUAAAAUGUUUCUUGAUAAAAUUGAAAUUAAAUAUUUUUUAAAUGUUGCUUCGGGUAUCUGUAUAUUACUAACCCUUUUUGUAUAGUUUAUAUGAAAUUUAUGAAAUGCUGUUUCUGGCACUAGCAGCCUAGUUUCUCAGCAACAAAUUGAUGAUCUCUAAAGGCAAGGAACCUCACUGCGGCAGGGUCUGUUUAAAAUAUUGUAUAUAAAAUUCUUUUGUAUAUGUAAAUUAUUUGCUUGAUAUGUGAUAAAGUAGCAGGGAUUUUCCAUUGUGUGCUGAAGACAUUUUUUAUGUUCAUAAAUAGUGUCUGAUCUCUGGAACCUCAUUGAUGAUUUAUUUAUUGCCAUCCAAGCACAUUGUGUAAAUAAUGUAAAGUGUUAUCAACUUAGAGUUAAUGUUGUCAGUAUUACGGCUUAGCUGUAGUUUAUAAUAAAUAAUGUGUCAUAAAUAUUUGUUAUUCUAAUUUUGAUCUUAAUUUCACAUAUGUGUUUCUUAAAUACACAUUUACAAAUUA
Messenger RNA from Homalodisca vitripennis (glassy-winged sharpshooter), 5434 nucleotides. It is a transcript of the gene ci, whose product is annotated as transcriptional activator cubitus interruptus. The record is from RefSeq and is a predicted model, not a curated record. The transcript is spliced from 16 exons. The coding region runs from base 798 to 4388 and encodes 1196 amino acids. Gene Ontology annotation, molecular function: DNA-binding transcription factor activity, RNA polymerase II-specific; RNA polymerase II cis-regulatory region sequence-specific DNA binding. Gene Ontology annotation, cellular component: nucleus. Lineage: Eukaryota; Metazoa; Arthropoda; Insecta; Hemiptera; Cicadellidae. Gene Ontology annotation, biological process: regulation of transcription by RNA polymerase II.